AUGACUACAAAAACUCUUGUCAAUGCUUCAUGCGAACGUUCAUACAAGGAUAAAAAGGCACAAAAGGCUUGUUUAUUAUUUGAGAAAAUAACAGCAGAUACACAGCAAUUGGUAGUUAAGCAACCACAAUCUAGGUCUGUUUUUGAGAUGUCUAAUGGUUCACCAUAUGUGUUGGCACAAAUUGAAAAAAUGGAGAAAAAGCUUGCAAGAUUUGAUGCAAAAUUUGACAUGUUAUUACAAAGAAUUCCAGGUUCACAAGUUGCUGUACAACAGCCUUUACAAGCUGCCUGCAGUAUUUGCAGCAUAACAACCCAUGAUUUUUUUAGUUGUCCACAUAAAGAUGCUUAUCCGGAGUUUACAGCAGAGCAAGUUAAUCAACAAGACAGAUCCAAAAAUACUGCAGAAGCUACUGCAAAAAAUGCAGAACGUGUUUAUGUGCCUCCAAUGCCUUAUCUAAAAAGGUUGAAGCCUAAAGCUAAAGAUCAACAAUUGAUAGAUUUUAUGAAGACUUUGGCUAAAGUUCAAAUUAAUCUUCCAUUAAUUGAUGCAAUCGAGAACAUUCCAUCUUACGCCAAGUUUUUGAAAGACGUUUGUACAAAGAAAGAGAAGCUUGUGGAUUUUGAAAAAGUGAUUCUAACAGAACAGUGCAGUGCGAUCUUAUUGCAUAAAUUGCCUCCAAAGAAGAAAGAUCCAGGGAGUUUUACUAUCUCUUGCACCAUUGGAAAUUGUGAUUUUAGUAGUGCUUUAAUUGACUUAGGUGCUAGUGUAAACUUAAUGCCUUAUUCUGUUUUUAAACGUUUAGGUGAAGGAGAGCUGAAGCCAACCUCCAGCAUUAUUCAAUUGGCUGACCGUUCAAUUACCUAUCCUAGAGGAGUCAUUGAAGAUGUUAUUGUUAAGGUUGACAAUCUAUAUUUACCAGUUGAUUUUAUGGUGUUGGACAUGGAUGAGGAUUUGACAACACCCAUCAUUUUGGGCCGCCCAUUCCUAGGAACAGCCCGGACUCUUAUUGAUGUUGAAGCCGGAACUCUAACAUUCCGGGGUGAAAAUCAAACAGUUGUUUUUAGGUUGUUUGAAGCUAUCACACAUCCAGGUGACAAGCAAGAAUGCAUGCGUGUUGAUGCAUUAGAUGGUUUGCCUCGUACCAAAUUUGUGACCAGAUCAUCAACUGACAAUCUGCCCAUAAAGACUCAAAAUGUGAUUCAUGAGUGUGAUGGUAAAGCACAGCAUCACAAAAUUCAGUUGCUUGAAGUGCAAAAAUCAAAAAUAGAUCUAAGCAACUAG
Pyrus x bretschneideri (Chinese white pear) is the source of this 1281-nucleotide messenger RNA. RefSeq lists its product as uncharacterized. The coding region runs from base 1 to 1281 and encodes 426 amino acids. The transcript has 2 exons. The record is from RefSeq and is a predicted model, not a curated record. NCBI's taxonomy places the organism in Eukaryota, Viridiplantae, Streptophyta, Magnoliopsida, Rosales, Rosaceae.